AUGAUGAUGGCCAGCACAACAAGAGCAUUCCGAUGUGGUUUCACUCAUUCACGGCUGAAACUGCCACUCCGACACACGUCGACGCAUCGGAUCCAUCAUAUUCUAGGAGGAAAUUGUCCACACCAUGGACUGGAACAGCAACGAGCAACCAGCAGUGGCAGCCGCCGAUGGAUGAGCUCCAGCCAAAAGCCAGAACCACCCUCCGGUCAAUUGCAAGACAAGAAAAGGAAGACCAAGAAGAAAUCCAAGAAGAAAUCUCACAACAACAAUCCACAACAGUCAUCCUCCAGCCGGUCAUUGGGAUCUUCCAAGUUGCAGCAAGCUCAGACUGACAUUCAAGAUAUUGAUAUUGAUAACGAGAUGGAAGAGCAAACCAGAGCGUGGGUGAAACGGGUGGUGGUGGGAAUGAAUCUGUGUCCUUUUGCCGCCAAACCAUUGGCCGAUCAUCAACUGUACAUUUCCGUGGUACCGGAGAGUAGCGACAUUGACACGGUACUGCAACACGUACUGGCACAAUCGCUGGCUUUUUUGACCGAUGAUACUAAGGAGGAUCCAAUUCCCGGUACAGCACUCCUGGUCUGCCCCGAUUUGUUUCCCACCGAUUUUGAUUCCUUUUUGGAUGUACUGUCCAUGAUUGUAGACGGAUUGCUGGAAGACCACGACUUGACGGGAAAGAUUCAAAUUGUGCCCUUUCAUCCAUUGUUUGUAUUUGCCAAUGAAAAUAUCCAAGAUAAGAGUGAAGACGAUCCAGACAAGAUGGAAUACUAUACCAACCGAUCACCGUAUCCCAUGUUUCAUGUCCUGAAAGAAGACGACGUGAGUCGGGCAGUUGAAAUCAUGAAGGGCGACACGGAUCGAGUAUGGCAACGAAAUAUACACUUGCUACAGAGUAUGGGGAAGAAAUGUCGUGAACAAGAAGGAGAACAAAGCAGUAGUACACAACAAACAACAACAACAACGCAAGUGCUGUUACAGAACUACUUGCAAACAGGUGCUGACGAUGAGAAAAAGUCCAUGACGGCAUUAGCACAGCAAGCAUUGGAAGAUACAGCAAAGGAGUUUCCUCUUUUGUCAAAACCAAUCAACAAUUCCACCGAGACAUCAUAG
Seminavis robusta is the source of this 1107-nucleotide messenger RNA. Lineage: Eukaryota; Bacillariophyta; Bacillariophyceae; Naviculales; Naviculaceae. The record is from the annotation of a GenBank genome assembly.